AUGGGUCCAGUUUUGGAGGUGGAGAAGGAGGAGGAAGAGGCGGCUCAGGGUAUGGAGGAGGAGGAGGAAUCUCAGGCAGUGGAGGCUCCUUUUCUGGAGGUGGCCACAGCUCUGGAGGGGCAUGUCAACGAGAGCCUGCUGAAGCCUCUUGAUGUGAAUUUCGAGCCCGAAAUCCAGCACAUCCGAAAGCAGGUGAAGAGCCUCAACAACCAGUUUGCCUCUUUGAUUGACGAGGUGCAGCAUCUAGAGUGGCAGAACAGGGUGCUGGCCAACAAAUGGGACCAACUCCAGAAGCAGGUCCUGCCAUCCCAGAAGAACAUCAAGCCUGUCUUCAGCAACUUCAUUUGCAGCCUGCAGAGGCGGCUGGACGCACCGCUGCACGAGAGGGGACAGAUGGAGCCUCAACUGAUCGACACAGAGAAGCUCAUUGAGGAGUUCAGAUGCAAAUACAAGCAGGACGCGGACAGACACACAGAUGCGGAGAGUGAGUUUGUGUCACUGAAGAAGGAUGUGGACUGUGUCUAUCUGGCCAAGGCAGAGCUGGAAGCAAAGGUGGAAACCCUAAAACAGGAGAUAGAGUUCCUGAAAUGUGCUUCUGCUCAGGAAAUCGUUGACCUGGAGAAAAGUCCCUGUGUCACCUCUGUCACUGUGAAAAUGGACAGCAGCCGAGGCCUGGACACGGAGGGCAUCCUCAGGCACAUUGAGUGCUGGUGUGAGGACACAGCUCAGAAAAGCAAAGUGGAGUUGGAUGCAUUGUACAGAACUAGGUUCCAAGAGCUUGAGGAGGCAGCAGGGAGAGAUUGCAAUGAACGGAAGUCCUACCAGCAAGAGAUUGAAGAGCUGAGUUUUGUGAUCCAGAGGAGGCAGUGUGACCUUGAAAAUGUGAAGAAGCAGGUCUCCUGCCUGCAAACCUCCAUUUGCGAUGUUGAGCAGCGUGGGGACUGUGCCCUGAAGGAUGCCCGGGAGAAGCACGUUGAGCUGCAGAAUGCCCUCCAGAAGGCCAAGGAUGAGCUGGCUUGCAUGCUGCGGGACUACCAGGAGCUGCUGAAUGUCAAGCUGGCCCUGGAUAUUGAGAUUGCAACGUAUAAGACUCUACUGGAGAGCGAAGAGAGCAGGUGGGAACACCCGGAUCUAAACUUCAGCUGUGAGACUCAGGACAACCAAGAUGUAAGACCUAAAGUAGAAAAAUGGAAGCCCUGCUCCACUUUCAGUGGUAAAAAUGUCCUCAUCUCCACCUUACUCAUGAGGAAGAGGCCUACUGCGUACCAGAACAUCGUAGCAUCAUGA
This is a messenger RNA of Leptosomus discolor (cuckoo roller), 1287 nucleotides long. The record is from RefSeq and is a predicted model, not a curated record. NCBI's taxonomy places the organism in Eukaryota, Metazoa, Chordata, Aves, Leptosomiformes, Leptosomidae.